GGCGCCCUUGGCCGACUCCGUCCCCACGCUCAGCAGCAGAGCAAGAGCAGAGCCGAGCAGAGCGAGCGGCUGCUGCUGCUGCGAGGAGGAGCAGAGCCGAGCAGAGCCCCUUCUCCAUCCACCUGCCUCCCAGCCCACCUUCCCUGGCCGCGCCCAGCCAUGUCCAAGCACCCCUCCGCCUACGGCAAGAACGGGAUGGCAGACCCCAUGUUCCAGGGCAGCCGAGGCACAGCCACCCGCCGCAGCCGUUUGAAGCGAUCCGAUGGCAGCACCACCUCCACCAGCUUCAUCCUCCGGCAGGGAUCAGCAGAUUCGUACACAAGCAGACCAUCAGAUUCUGAUGUCUCUCUGGAGGAGGACAGGGAAGCAAUCCGCCAGGAAAGAGAACAGCAAGCGGCUAUCCAGCUUGAAAGAGCAAAGUCAAAACCUGUAGCAUUUGCUGUGAAGACUAAUGUCAGCUACUGUGGAGCGCUGGAUGAAGAUGUUCCUGUGCCUAGCACUGCUAUCUCUUUUGAUGCUAAGGAUUUUCUACACAUUAAAGAGAAAUAUAACAAUGACUGGUGGAUAGGAAGAUUAGUUAAAGAAGGCUGUGAGAUUGGCUUCAUCCCAAGCCCACUGAGGUUGGAGAAUAUUCGUAUUCAACAGGAGCAGAAGAGAGGGCGUUUCCAUGGCGGGAAAUCAAGUGGGAAUUCCUCUUCAAGCCUCGGAGAAAUGGUGUCUGGUACAUUUCGAGCUACUCCCACUUCCACUGCCAAGCAGAAACAGAAAGUGACAGAGCAUGUGCCUCCCUAUGACGUAGUACCAUCCAUGCGGCCUGUUGUGCUGGUUGGCCCCUCAUUAAAAGGUUAUGAGGUGACAGACAUGAUGCAGAAAGCCCUGUUUGACUUCCUGAAGCACAGGUUUGAUGGGAGGAUAUCAAUAACUAGAGUGACAGCUGACAUUUCCCUUGCUAAGAGGUCUGUUCUAAAUAAUCCAAGCAAGAGGGCAAUAAUUGAGCGGUCGAAUACCCGGUCCAGUUUAGCGGAAGUGCAGAGUGAAAUAGAACGAAUUUUUGAAUUGGCACGAUCUUUACAACUGGUUGUUCUAGAUGCGGAUACUAUCAACCACCCAGCACAACUUAUUAAGACAUCCUUAGCUCCUAUUAUCGUCCAUGUUAAAGUGUCAUCUCCAAAGGUCUUGCAGCGACUGAUCAAGUCAAGAGGAAAGUCACAAAGCAAACACUUAAAUGUCCAGUUGGUUGCAGCAGAUAAACUUGCGCAAUGUCCACCAGAAAUGUUUGAUGUUAUUCUGGAUGAAAAUCAGCUUGAAGAUGCUUGUGAACACUUGGCGGAAUACCUUGAGGCUUACUGGCGUGCCACGCACACUACCAGUAGCACACCCAUGACACCUUUGCUUGGACGAAACCUAGGCUCCACUGCACUAUCCCCUUACCCUACAGCAAUCUCUGGAUUACAGAGCCAACGUACGAGGCAUAGCAACCAUUCUACCGAGAACUCUCCAAUUGAACGACGAAGUCUCAUGACCUCUGACGAAAACUACCACAAUGAAAGGGCUCGGAAGAGCAGGAACCGCUUGUCUUCCAGUUCCCAACACAGCCGAGAUCACUACCCACUUGUGGAAGAAGAGUACUCUGACUCAUACCAGGACUCCUACAAGCCCCAUAGAAACCGAGGGUCCCCCGGAGGAUAUAGCCAUGAUGCCCGACAUAGGCUUUGAAUACAAGAACCUGGGGUGGGUGGGAUGGUACUCAUUAGUUGCCAACUUGCCAUAACAUAGCUAGGCCAAACAAAUCAUCUUGUUUUGGCAGGUGUAGCAUGGUUUUACUGUGCUUACAGGCUGCUGCCAUUUAAAGCUACAAACGGGGCAAAAACAUAUAAAGCCUGCCCUUUAUGUUUAGGAAGAAAUGAGUUUCCCUGGUCAUGUAGGUGUGUUUUCUUUCCAGAGUAGAGUUUAAUUUUCAAGCAGUCUCUUUUCUCUUCAUUAGGUAUUAUUAGACACAUCAAUUUGUAACUUAGGAUACCUGUUGAGACGUAUAUAACAUGAUUUCCUGCACUGGAAAUUCCAAAUGACCAGUUCCAGUUGGAACCGAUUUAUAAACCAAUUCCUGUUGGAAUUUGGGAGAAAUUGACUGGAAAGUCAACCUGAGCAUGUUGCAGUCAGUUAAAAAAAUUAAAAUGAAGAAUAAGAAAAUUACAAAACCACUAUAAGCAAAAAAGUAAAUAAAAAUAAAAUAAAAGCUAGAGUAUUUGUUUACCAGGAGGUGAAUUUAUAUAUAGAUACAGAGAUGGUUAGAAUAAAUAAUUUUAAUGUAUUUAUUUCAGACUAACCAAAUGUAAGCAGUCAAUCGUGCCAAAAAUGAAUGAAUGGAACAGUUAGAAGACUUUCUGGUUUAGAUAUAAUGAGGGAUUGUUGUUUUUCUCCCAGCAUAUAUGUUGCAGCAAAAUUGUAUUGUGUUAAUAGUUUUUGCAUUUGCUAAUGAAAACAUAAAGCUACUUCAGCAACUUUAAAUAAACUAGGAGCAGAGACAGACCUGAUAUCUUAACAUGUGGUGGAAGUGAACUUACCUUCUUUGCCCUGAAUACACCCCUGUUGAGUCCUGUUCACCUCUGAACAUGUGAAAAGUGCAAAUGGGAUCGUACCCGCUGGCUCUGCUCCCCAACUUUAAUUUUUCCAAAAGAAGAUGGAUGGGCAAAUAGGUACCCACCACUCCUGAGGUUGUCACAGCGCAACUGUCUUACCUCUCCCAACAUUGGAUGCACAGACUCCCAAAUUCCUGGAGAGUCAGAGUUGCCUAGCUCUGCUGCAUGUGCAUACAACUUUGUGCAUGAAGGUUCUUCUCUGGUCUCCAAGUCCCUGAUUUGCAUGUACAGUUGUACAUGUAUCGAGCCCUUUUUAUACUUUCUCUUGGAUAUGCAGGCACUAGAGAAUAGUGGCAGGCAGCAUAAACUCUUUUACGCGCCAUGCAUUUGUGAAUAGUUUUUGAAGAUGCUUGUUUAUGGGUUUUGCCUUAGCAGGACCAUUUCACUUCAGUUAGAUUGACAAAAGAUUGAGAAUCAGAUUGUUCUUUCUUUGGCUAACAAUGCUGCACUUUAUGAAUCCUCUACAUCAGGCACAACUUUCAUGCUCAUCUUAAAUUUCUAAGUUGUCAAAAGAGCAAUUGGCGUUGCACUCAUGAAAGAGUGGUUUAGGAAGAGAGACGUGUUCCUAUUAGGGCUUCAACCUGUGCAUUAAUAUCUCCAGAAAACGUAUUGUAUAAUCAUCAUUCCAACCAAAGAGUUAAGAAAUGAUCACUCUGUAAUUUCUCAAAGACAGUGGCAGCAUGAUUGUGUCUAAGAAAAAAAAUGCACUGCUUGGUAGACUUGGCAAGAGGAUAUUAUAGCCAACUUAGGUACAACAGAAAAGGUCUUUUAGCACGUUUGCCCACCCAAGUCUGAGUGCUUUUUCUUCCAUGCAGUUUCUACAGCAUGAUCAACCAUUCUCUAUUAUGCUAUACAAUAAGAUGUUUUCUUUCCUAGUCUGACUGCAUUGCUACUCUCACACAGCUGAAAUAUUUGAUGCAUUCCAUCCAAAAUAUUAAGCCUACGGGAUAUGCAUUAUGGUCUGCUGCUCUGAUCUAGAUGCAUAUAUAUGGAUGGCCUGCUUGUGUGGGGAACCUCUCUUACUUCUUUGUGUGAAUAGGAAUGCCUUCUCCACAUGAAUGAAUGGGGAAACCUACCUAGGUCAGGUGCUCCAUAGCUGCACCCCUAUGCAUACUUCAGAGCUACUUGGCUGGCAAAGGACUGCCAAUCAAUGUGUAUCUGAACAUCUUAGAAUCACAUUGCAUGCUGUCAUAUUUUUUAAUAUGGCAAGGAUAAUGUUUGAUUUCUAAGAUACUUUUAAAAUGAUUAAAUAAUAGCAGCUUAUUCACUUUUAAGAAAGGCUUUGAUUUUGAGUACUGGAACGGUGGCAAACCUCAGUAUGAUCCUAUUUUCAUACAAGUGAGGGCUUUUUGAAAGUUGUUCAACCCUUUGUUUAGAGAAAAGGAAACGGUUAGUGCAGUGCUGGAAAGCAUAGAGGCACAAGAUUAGUAAAAGGUUUAUGAAGUAACAGGCAUUACUACAGGAGAUAUAUACAAGAUAUCUAUAGCAAGAAGGGCUGUAUGAACAAACCGGUCAAUGCUGGGCAAUUUUAUUUUGGUACGAAGUUAUUUUUGUUGGACUAAGCUGAAACCAUUUUAAGAACUUUCUUUCCUACUAGGGAUAACUCUUCGGGGAUAAGUGAAAAUGAAAUCAUAUACUUGCUAGAUGUUAUAUUUGUAGGUUUUUGAGUGGAAUGUUUUUCAAAUUUUCAUUCUAAAAAUUGGAGACUUGAGGUAUAUUAAAAAAUAUUGAAAUAUUCCAAGGUCACUGAAAAAUCUGAAAAUUGGCAUAUACACACACAACUGGACACAUUGAUUAGUAGAAAAGUAUCAAAGGGAUACAUUUACACAUCUCUCUUGAUCAAUAAGGGAAACUACCAUAUAUGCUCAUGUAAAGAUUGACCACGUGUAAGUCGAGGGCAGGUUUGGAGAUAGAAAUUAUGGAUUUUGGUACAACUGAAUAAGCUAAAGUUCAUUCUGCAAAGAGGAGAAAGCACUAAGGCCAUCUCAGUGGGGAGCAGUUGCUGUUGCCAUUUCCCUGCCCAGGUAUAGAAAAGAACCAGAAGUGGCACCACGAUGGAGACAGUAGCGUGGUGGUGGUGGUGGUGGUGGAGACAGUACUUCUUUUAGCUUUUUGGAGGGUGGGCCAAGCUCUUGCUUUUUGGCACUCAGAGAAGGGGGUGGUUCCUUUUUGAUUAGAGUUAAGAUACAAUAUUUAUAUUGAUCUAUGGAUAAGUUUAUCUAGGUAUUUGUGGUUGAUUUUUUGACUAAAAUUUCUAGAUUUGUACAUGAAUAUAUAGGGCAAGUGUGCACUUCCAAAUCUUAAAUAUACUUUCAGGUCUCAAAAGUGAUGUAGCCCAAAGUGCUUCGAUGACUCACGAGGGUAUUUAUAUUAUAAAUCAUAAAAACCUGGGCCAUGAAGUCCACCUCAGCAGAGGACUCCAGUUUAUCUCAGAGUAAGCCAAACUAAUCAUGAUGUAGCAUUUUGUAUGGAAGCUCUUUUAGUCCUUGAGACCUGUGGUGUAUCCGUACUGCAUUGUUACAACAGCUUGAUAUUAACUACUACCUGUCCCUCUUACAGGGAUUUGUAGUUUGUUGCUAGAGUGGCUCUGCUCCAUUCCCCUGAACUAUUGCAGAAGCUCCCUAGUAAAGAGAAUUCGAGGUACUUCACCAAAUGACAUGAUUGUGUAGAAAUUGAAAUAUCAAUGUAAGUUAAAGUGUGUAGUUAAAGAUUUGACUAAGGAAACAUUUUUAAGACCCAGCAAAAAAUAUGUAUACAAACUAAAUAUUCGCUAGAAUGCAAGUUUCAUUUACGCACAUGUAUAAUGUUUAAAGCUGCUUGAGCCUGACAUAUAGACACUAGGCUUUUAAAAUUGUUAGUGUUGUUCCAUAUGAUUUAGACUACUAUUACUAUAGGUGAUCACUCGUGGCCAAGUAUGAUUGCCUUCCAAGGGCAAAGUCUUGGAAUUGGGUCCGUGAAUGAUUGUAGAGACCUAUUCUGGAUCCGCAUGGUCUUUCACAGUGAGGACAUACAUUUCCAGAGGGAAGGCGGUCCUGACAAGGGUUUGCUUGAUGCACCUUCUCUUGACACAUUUCCCCCUUUUGCCCUCUGUUUGUGCCUCCUCAGAAUCCACGGCACCAUUGGUAACAGCUGACCUCCAGUUACAACAUUCAAGUGCCUGGGCUUCCCAGUUCUUGGUGUUCGUACCACAUUUUUUUAAGGUUACCUUUAAGCCCAUCUGUAAAUUUAUUUUGUUGUUCACCAACAUUCCUCUUGAGAUUUGAAGCACACAUUAUCCAAACCAUGCUGUCUAAAAGCAAAAUCUGAAAACAGUACAUUGUAAUGUCUGACUAUUAAACUCAGGGCAUGAAUCUUACCUCAUAAUGGAGGGCAGUAUCCCUGCACAAACCCACAUUUGGGGGACAAAGGUGGAUCCCAAGUUUAAUUGCCCUCAAUAUAUUUUGUAGCAGUCUUGGGAAUGGGGCUAGGAGUGGGUUUUCACCAGCAGCCAGGAAAGGUGGGACUGGACGUAAGAAAGUUUGGAAUAUGUUUUGAGCAAUUUCAGUUUAGUCCAGGAAACCUGAUUCUGAGCAUGUUAACUUUUCACUGUUUUUUCCUUCUUUGAAAGGUUUGCUCGCAUUAUCUACUUUUUGAAGGAAAAUUGCAAUCUUAAAUACUACUUAGGCAGUAAACCCCACUGAACACAGUGGUCGAUACUUCUGAGUAAGCAUGCAUAAAUUAUUUCGAGCUCAGGGUUGGGAAUCAUACUGUCCUUGAGAUGUUGUGGGUUCAUAAUUCCCAACAUCCCUUGCCACUGGCUAUGUUGGCAGUUCCAACAACAAUCUGGACAGGUGCAGGAUUCACUCCCCUGAUCUAAAAUAAGCUAUAUAGAUAUAUAUAUUAACAUGAUCUACAUAUAAAAGAGGGAAGUUUUCAUAUGAUUGCUUGUGUCAUCACAUUCUAUAUUGCAUUCUCUUCUGUAACUCAUGUUAACUGGUCAGAGAACCUCAUUUUCCUUUACAUCAACACCAACAAAAGUGGUAAGUUCCUGGGAAAUGGGCUAUAUAUAUAUACAAUUUAAAUGUUUUUGUUGGGAAAGGAUGUCUGGAUUCCCUCCAGGUUAUGAGUAACUAUGUGUAUAAGACAUUAAAAGAAAAUAUUGUCUGGAGAAAUGUUUGGAAAAUAUAUGUUUACUGAAGGUAUCUCUAUUGUCUGUUGGACAGAUUUGUAUGGAUAUCACCUGUAGGAAAACAUAACAUUUUCCCCAUCAAACAACUCCCUUCAACAAGUCUGCUGCUAAUCCUAGGACUUGUGCCUAUACUGUUUAGUGUAAAAUUAUGGAACUGGUGAUUUCAAUACUUUGCAUAUUUUGCUGCCUUAUAUCUAAUGAAUGCUUCCCCUCUCCUUACAUCUUUUUAUUUAUUAAUUUUCAAAUGGCACUUUUAUUGCAAUCUUACGUAUGUCUUACAUUAGCAUGCCUUCUAUCCAGUAUGCAUAAAUUAAAAUGGUUGUUUUAAGAAUUUAUCACUCUAGACUAUAUUCUGGCAUAUUUCAAUGUCAAUCUGUCAUCAGCACUUUCAAACUAUCCCAAUCCUGACAACUAGAAAAACAGUGUUUUCAAGAAUGGUCGUCUGCAGACAAUUGUAUACUAGCUUAAUAAACAAAGAUAUGUAUUACCCUUUUGCCUGUAUACACAGCACCUUCUCUCCUGUUUGCGACGUUCAGCAAUUAAACCCAAAAGCUUCUGAUUAAUUGCAGUUUUCCAUUUAAUUCAAGAUGGGAAUCUAUUGUCACCAAGUCUUAAACCGGCUUCAUACGCAGAUAGGUUUGUGCAUAUCUCAGGUUAUUAAGCCAAAUACAAUGAUCUGAGCUGGGUGUUAAAUGUUUUCAUUUUGUCGUAUUCUGGUCACAGUGUCAAACUGAACAGAUCAACUUCUGUUCAUUGGCUUUUAAACCAGGGAAACACUCAACUUGCAUUGAAACAGGUUUGUGAUAUUCUUGUAUGAUAUUUGUAUAAUGGCAGUAUUGUGAGUUUGAUUUGUGAGAUUACCUUGUUUCUGAGAUCCUCCCACUUCAGGGCUAUCCCAUUAUCUGUUCCAUAUUACACAAAGGGAAAUAAUCGCACAGCUAAGGAUUACAGCAUGAUCUGCUUAUCCACCUGACUCGAUACAUUCCCCCUUGAAAGUUUCAUUGACUUCUUCAGGUUCUCCAGUAUGAUUCAAUAAUUUGAUUCCAGCCCAGGUAUAGUCAAAAUAUAAUUAUUGUCUUUGGUUUCAGGUAUACAUGGUAUGUGUGAGUCUUGGAACAUAUCCCCACAGAUACAGUGGUCAUACUGUAUAAUAAAUGGUGUUUUUUCUUCUUGUUUGUUUAUUUAAUUUCAUUUAAUACCUUACCUUUCUUCCAAUAUGUUACUUGCUAGCACACUCUGUACAGGUUGAGUUUCCCUGAUCUGAAAUGCUUGAGACCAGAAGUGUUUUGGAUUAUUGUUAUUGUUAUUAUGAUUAUUAUGAAACUCCUGUAUUUGCAUUAUACAUUCCAGAUAAGGGAUGUUCAACCUGUAUUUUAAAUCAAUUGAAUUUUAGUUUGGUUUUAUUUUAAUAAAUGAUGAAAAUGCAGACCACACAUCAAAUAUUCAUAUUCUGGGUAUAAUUCAAAAUUCUUGAAUGAAUGAUUUGUUGAAAAGCAGGUUGUUGAAAAAAUGUGUGUGUGUGGACGGGGGGGUCCUGUAUUAGGAAACAACUUUUGAUGAAUAUGCUCAGACAUGAGCUGUACUUUAUCCUCAUUUUUUUAACCUCAAAGUAAUAAAAAUUGCAGGCUGGAGAGCAUUCACUGGAAUCCACAGGAAAAGGAGAUACAGUAGAGUCUCACUUAUCCAAGCUAAAUGGGCCGGCAGAAGCUUGGAUAAGGAAAUAUCUUGGAUAAUAUGGAAGGAUUAAGGAAAAGCCUAAUAAACAUCAAAUUAGGUUAUGAUUUUACAAAUUAAGCACCAAAACAUUAUGUUUUACGACAAAUUUGACAGAAAAAGCAGUUCAAUACACAGUAAUGUUAUGUUGUAAUUACUGUAUUUAUGAAUUUAGCACCAAAAUAUCACAAUAUAUUGGAAACAUUGACUACAAAAAUGGCUUGGAUAAUCCAGAAACUUGGAUAAGCAAGGCUUGGAUAAGUGAGACUCUGCUGUAAUGCAUAUAGAUUGCAUAUUGCUUUUCGUAUUGCUCCUGAAAAAAAGCCAAUAAAAUAUAUAUAAGCUGGAAUGCAUUGGCCUUUUUCCAAAAUAAAAUAAUGUUUAUUGAGCACUUGGAGAUACGGCUCCUUUUUCCUGAGGAGUCAAAGCUUAAAGGUCAAUAACAGGUGAAGGUUCCUUUUUGGUUGUAUAGUCUUAGAAGGAACAUGACCAUAUGGGUAUAGUUGCCAUGAAGAGUGCCUACACUUCAGAAUUUCCUACAACAUCACUGAAUCCACUAGUUAUAUAGUUUGUGAAGGGAAAAAAAACUAGCAAGACCAAUCUUUAAAAUGGUAUGGACAAUUUGAAAUGCCAAAACUAGAUUUCCAGGCUUGCAGGUUUUACAAGACAUUGAAUAUAUCUCUGAUGGCUGCUGUUCAGGGGAAAAGGUUAGUGCAGAAGGUAAUUCUGAGGCUGAAAAUAAAAUUUUUAGUUUAUAUUAUGAGAUCAAGAGCUUGGAAAUACUGCUUUUGAAGGAUUGUAACUACAGUGUUCCCUCACUACUUCGCGGUUCACUUUUCGCGGAUUCGCUGUUUUGCUGUUUUUCAAUAAACUCUAAAAAACUAUUUUAAAUCAUAAAAAAAUUACAAUUUACAGCCUAAGGAAGGGAGGAAGGAGAAGCCAAAAGGAGAGAAAAGUGCUGUCAAGGGAUGAAAUGCUCAUCCUCUCCUUCUCACUGUUCCCAAGCUGUUUUCUGAUUAUUUUACAGUUUAUGGUUAUAUUUGGGGUUUUAUGAAACUAAAAAUGCAAAAUUGCUGUAAAAAAAAUAGAUAACAGCAGAAAUACAAGAAGGUGAGGAGUGGUAGGAGAUUAUGCAGAAAUUAUAAUAGUGGGAUCACACAUUGCUAAUUUGGUGCAAUUGUACGAAGGAAAAGAAUGUCUGCUGUCAAUUAUAGCAGGAAUGCGUGGAAUAGCAAAUUUGUGUGAUCCCAAAAAAUAACUGGUCCAAGUUCCCAUAAAAGCAUAAAAAAUGCUGUUAGGUUAGGCCAAGAUAAUAUAGCCAUAAGCAUCCGCCUUUGUAUUUUUCAUCCAUCAUUUUAAUAGGAAAUGAAGUUAAUCUAUAUGUAUUUAUUGGAUUUCCUUUGCAUUAUUUACUCUGAAUAUGAAUUGUCCUUUCCCCUAGUGAGGCCCAAAGCCCUUUCACCAACUGUACUCCACUAAAUGUGUCUAAUUCUCUUUAAACUGCCAUCUGAGCUAGUGUUUGCUUUUGCUACUGCUAUGUGCAGAUCCCAGGGUAGUUAACCCUGUAUGUUAGUUACAUUUUGUAAUUGGGACACACCAAGUGUGGACGUCUUGCAUCUUAUGUGUGUUUGGCCAGAAUGACUGCUGCACCAUUGGGCAUAAUCUCCCAUUUCAACUUCUAUUUUAUGCUGCAGCCCAGUGAAGCAUUUUACAAUACUUUUUACGCCUUGAUAAUUAGGUACUGCAUAUUUACCUGCAUGAAAGGGAAGGCAUUAGGAAAAUCAUUUCUUACAAGUUUUACAAGUUCAUAUUAUGUCUUCGUUAAAGUAUAAAUUUCCAAGAAUGCAAAAAUUCUAUAAAUCUAGACUAGAAUGCUCUUGCUCUUUAUUCUUUGGGGCUUUAUUGACCAGACCAUUUAACUGCUUGAAGAUAUGUGCAUUUUAUGGUGCAAUGACAUGUGUUUGCCCUAGUAAACAAAAUGGAAUGUUUAGCAUUUCAGAAUGAAUAUAAUGUAUUUUAUAGCCCCCCCCCCUUUUUUUUUCUACACCCUCCUUGAUAAUCUAAUGGAAAGGAAACACUCCAUAUUGAGAAAAUGCAGUGCAAAAAUUACCUUUACUUACUGGCGCUGUGAACAUACUCUUAUUGAAGAUUUGUGAACAUACUCUUAUUGAAGAUUUGUCAUAAGAAGUUAUGGUAAAAUGUUGGCACCGUCUUCAGUGUUACUUGAUGGUUCUGACCUUUCAGAGGCCUACACACAUGCACACAAAUUAGCCAAUGUAAACUCUGUAAUAGCUUUCAAUAUUUCCAUUCAUAAUAGGAAAGAACACAAUCAAAAGUUUCAUGCUGUUAUAUUAUGGGCAGAGAAAUCUCACCUUUCAUGCCUUCACCCAGCAUUUUCAUUUUAAAUGAAAUUAGAGUUGUGAAUGUGUAGCACUAGGUAGAGGGUAAAAAUAAGGAGAUGCCUAUAUGGAAUUCAUUUUCCAUAUAGUGACUUGAUGUAGCACAUCAUUCUAUCUCUUUGAAUAAACUAGUUUGAGUGUGGCACGGGCAACAUGUCUUGUCAAAGUGAUCUCUCUACAUUUUCUCUCCAUGGGGGACUGAAUUCAUAAAAAUAUCAGACCACAGCAAAAGGUUUACAUAUUUAGUCAAAUAGUCUAUCGAUACAGAGGCCAACUAGUUGCCUGUGAUAGAACAUAAAAUCAUAGAAUCUUAGAGUUGGAAGAGACCACAUGGGCCAUCUAGUCCAACCCCCUGUGAUGCAGGAAAAGCACAUUCAAAGUACCCCUGACAGAUGGCCAUCCAGCCUCUGUUUAAAAGCCUCCAAAGAAGGAGCCUGCAUCUGAUUCCGAGGCAGAGUCCACUGCUGAACAGCUCUUACAGUCAGGAAGUUUUUCCUAAUGUUCAGGUGGAAUCUCCUCUCCUAUAGUUUGAAUCCAUUGCUCUGAGUCCUCGGGAGUAAACCAUAUUGACCUUAAAACUUACUCCCACAUAAAUUGCAUAGGCUUAGGCUGAAAUAAGGAUUUCAUAAUUCAUUUGCAUUCAGUAAGGAUUUAAUACAAAUCCUUCUGCUGUCUCUUUUGUCCAUCAGGUAUGAGGCACUGUUUCAUAAUGUUUAAUAAAGUGUUUCCAUUUAAAGGCAUUGAUAGGUGGCUUAAAAAAAUAUCCUGCAUGAUUGCCUUAGUAGGGUACUCAGUUUAGCAAAGUGGUCAUAAGCUUAUUUCAGCCUCAUCACACCAGAGCAUGGUUUCACUUUAAAUCCAGUAUUCUGGAGUAUUCUGGGAUUUGCAGUUUAGUGAGGCCCAGGACCUGUCUGGCUGACCAGUUUAAAGGCCCCUCCCUAAACUACAAGCCCCAGAAUUCUGCAGGAGGAAGAGACUGGAUUUAAAGUGGAACCAUGCUCUAGUGUAGUGGUUCUCGAUCUGUAGGUCCCCAGAUGCUGUGGCCUUCAAGCUGGUAAACUGGCUGGGAUUUCUGGGUGUUGUAGGUCAAAACACGUGGGGACCCACAGGUUGAGAACCACUGCUCUAGUGUGAUGAGGUCCUUGGUUCCUUCUUGAUCUCCAAUGGCGAUAAUGCACUAACAUCCAAAUGGAUAAACAAUACCUAUUUUUACAUAGAUUGUUUUCCUCUACAAUUAUUUCAUUGCAAAUUGUUAGUUUCUUUUCCAACAUGUUCAGUUUAAAUAGUUCUUCUUCAAGCAUGACCACUUAAAAAUGAGAUCCAUGCAGGUUAUUAAAAUUAGAAAAAUGCACCAAAAAACCCUUUAUAGAAAUAACUGAACCUCUAUCAGUAAAGUUCCCCUCUUGAACUGAGCUUAUUUAUUUAUUGUAUCCGAAGUGAAACCAAGGGUACUGUUGUAACGUAUUUAAAAACACAAAGUUUUAAAAACUUGGCAUUAUGCUAAAUGUCCCUUGACCAGUUGCUAGCCACUUGGAAUAUCUCUGGUGUUGCUAUAAGAAGGUCUUCUAUUGUGCAUGUGGCAGGGCUCAGACUGCAUUGUAGUAGAUGGUCUGUGGUUUGUUCUUCUCCACAGUCGCACUUCGUGGGCUCCACUUUGCUACCUACUUCCUCACUAAAUAUAUUUGGCCUGUUUCUGAAUCGUGGUUUCUUAUUUAUACCAAUUAACCUUUAAUCAGUGGUUUUUGUACAAGGGAGAGUCUUACAUAAGUUUAGUGUCAUAAGAUAGGACCUUUCCCAAUAAACCAUGGUGAGAAUUAUUAGCAUAAGACCUAUUAACUAUGUUGCAUGUUGCCUACUUUUGUUGCAUGCUACUUGCCUCUUACCUCACUAUAUCAAUAAGACAUAUCUGAUCAGACAAUCUUCCAUCAUCUUACUUCUCCAUACUUAGAAAUACAGGAUGAUUCUCUUGGGAAACACUUUCUCUGUUUUUUGCUACAAAGAUUUUGGGGUAUUUUCCCACCAUAAUUUCUUGUUGGAAGAGUGUAAGAUUUGCAGCAGUCCUUAAACUCAGCUGGGUCAAAAUGUUUCUAGUAAACUUUAAAUUUUGGUGUUUUUAGUAAUUUCACUUUGAUCAUGCUGCCUCAUCCACAAUCUAUUUAACACCAGAUUACUUGAAAUAAAGCCAGGCCAUUCUUCAAUCCUCAGUCUGUUGAUCACACUCCAAAAAGACAGCCCCAAGCAAUGAAAUUGGGUUUUCUGAUCACUGAGUACAAAUAUUCUGCCACCUCUGGACUUUUGCUUGUCCAGAGUCCUUGGUCAGAGUUUCCAUGGAUCAAUCCCACUGGUUAAGAGUAGAGAUGUUUACAGUACAAAUCUUCAAAUGUAUGUCCCACUCAGUUCAAUGGGAUGCAUUCCUUACGUAAGUGUAUUGCUAACAGAACAGCUCAAAGUAAUUCAAAUGCCAUUACUUCUUAACAACGUUAUAGAUUGGGCUAUUAAAAGCAAAUGGUUUAUAUUAUUUGUUAAACUGUAGUUUAAUUAUGAGUCAUAUGUCAACUACUAACGUAAUCCUUUGUUUGUGGAUUUUUUUUACUUGAUGAAAUACAUCUAUUUUUUUGUAAAAGGGCAUUUGCCGUGACAGCACUCAUCAAAUAUUUCCAUAUUGUAUUCUAUAUACUGAGAACUUAAUUAAAAGUUGGAAGUCUAUCUUAACAAGAGCAAGGUAGUUUGAAUACACACCAAAAUCCCCCUAACUUGCCAUUCAAGGCCAUAUUUUAAAACAUUAAAACCGACCCAAAUAACUUACAAUAUUCCAGAGGUUAUAAUAUGACAACAAAGCUUCUAAAAUUAAAACGUGUUUUAACAGAUUUAUUAAAAGCAGCAUAAAUGAAUGUGGGCUGAGGUAACAUUGAAGGGAGUACAUGCCCAUGAUUCUAAUACAGUGGUUCUCAACCUGUGAGUCCCCAGAUGUUUUGGCUUUCAACUCCCAGAAACAGCUUGUAAACUGGCUGGGAUUUCUGAGAGUUGUAGGCCAAAACACCUGAGGACCCAUAGGUUGAGAACCACUGAUCUAAUAAGAGAAAUCUCCCUGUCAGCCUUCUGCAGGUAAUAUUUUGUUCCAGUAAAUCGGGGUGAUCAGGCAUAUUCAUAAUCUGAAUGUCUUCGACAACAAUACCCUAAACCAUUUGUGGCCUUGGACUGAAAUUAGGGUAGGUCUUUAUGUAGUGGAGAAACAUGUUGCCAGUACUAUGUUGCCAGUAAUAAGCCUAGCUACUGAAUUUUGCAACAAAGGAAGCUUUUGGGUGCUCUCAAAUAUAGGUCAACAUAGAGGGCAUGCCAAUAGAUAAGUCAUGGUAGCAUAGCUGGCCCACUAAACAUCAUUGUACAAAUAUCCACCACCAACACCAGUCUCGGGAUCAUACAGGGUCAAAUAGCGAUCUCAACACUUGCUCUUUUGAGAGAGUACAAACACUUUCUGAACAAGAUGAAUCCCAAUUCCCUUGUCAGCACUUCCAUCUUUUUUAGUUUCCCUCUGACAUUAAGUUCUAGUCAUGUCUGACCCUGGGGAUUGGUGUUCAUCUCCAUUUCUAAGCCGAAGAGACGGUGUUGUCUGUAAACCCCUCCUAGGUCAUGUGGCCGGCAUGACUAUAUGGAGCGCUGUUACCUUCCCACCAGAGUGGUACCUAUUCAUCUACUCAGAUUUGUAUGUUUUCGAACUGCUAGGUUGCCAGAAGGUGGGGCUAACAGCGGGAGCUCACCCCACUCCCUGGAUUCGAACCGCUGACCUUUUGGUCAGCAAGUUCAGCAGCUCAGCAAUUUAACCUGCUGUGCCACCUCCACCUGAUGUCCACUUCCAUCUUAAGAGGAUUUAAUUUCAGCAGCCCUUAUCCAAGCAACUAUUCAAUAGUAACCUACACAGUAUCAGAUUUUCCUAAAAUAAUAUAAUUUAUUAUCACAAGAAAAGCUUCUAUUUUAAGAGCAAAAAAUGAAGAAAAAUUAACUCGGGGUGAUGUUCUUGGUCCAAUAUAGCAUGUGAAAAAAUGGUUAUAGAAAAUACCUGAAUGAAUGAAUUUGAGCAAAGGGCUGUAAUCUCUGUUUAGAAUGAAAUAUAUGUAGUUAGGAAUAACUAAGGCACUAUUUUUUCCAAUUUGUGAAAUAUUUUCAGAUAACUGGUAUUGAAAAAAAAAAGUCCUCUCUACAUCUGUUCCUUUGAUCCAAAGGAAUUAUUUUAGAUGAUGUGAAGGAGGGAAGAGAAAGCUUAUUCAGAUGAAUUUGUAAUUAUUUAUGCAAUGCAUUUAUUACCUACUGUUUUGGAAACUGUAGUGAAGGGGAUUAUUACCAUGAAAAUGAUUUGCAUUAAAUUAGUUGUAAUAGAUGUGCCUUUUUAUUAAAGCACAUGUUCAACUAGAAAUUCCUAACAAUGGGUUUCCUGGUAGCAAUGUUUGGGGGCUGGAUCGAGGAAUAUUCUGCCCCCUGCUGAAGUUUUGCUGCUGAAAAUGGUUCCAUUGAAACUAUGUUUUGAGUUAAUGUUACACCCAAUUGGAAAUAGUUUUAGGCGCUGUCCCUAAGAGAUUUCCAAAGUAUGUAUUACAUGCCUUAUUCAACACUUGCUGAAAGCUAUUUUUACAAACAGCAAUCUAUUGCCAAAAUAGCCCUUUGUUAUUUAUUGUAUUCUGCAUCAGCACUUGAAAAAAUCAAAUCGCAGCAAAAUGCAAGAUUGUAUAGUACAAAAUAGAAAAAUAUAUAUUUUGCCAAUAAUAUGAAACAGAGCAAGAGAAAAGCACAUUUGCAAUAGCACAACAUUGCAAUCUGAUUGUUUGAUUUGGCAUUAUUUGAAAAACGUUACUAUAAUCAUAUCAGGAAUGCUGCAUUUUCCAUUACAUUAACUUGCUGCAUAAGACUUCUUCAGCAACUCAUUUCAGAACUGUGUAAUUUGUACCUGAAACUUGAUUUGCCAUGAAAGUGUUUUUCAUGAACUCUGUGCAAGUUAAUUUGUUGAACAUGAAUGAGCUUGAUAUACGUUCUCUUUCUUACUUACUUCUCCCCAGUUUGUACAGAAUUUCCAAGUACAAAGGGAACUCUCCAGUUGUACUUGUUACCUUGGUACAAAGAAUAUGCUCGGAGUCCAUCUAUGUCUCAAAGUUGGGCAUUUUCAGUAAAACAACUAAAGGGAUUAUCACACUGCUAUAAAAACAGUUUCACUUUUGAAAGUGUAACGAUUGCUGAAUGUUUCGGACUUGGAGAAAAUUCCACGUAAAAACACUGGCUGCAAACAGCUCAGUCCUCAAAUAUAGGGCCAACUUUGGGAUGAGAACAUUGUUGUGGUCCAUAGUACAGACAGAUGUGGACUAUGAGUGUUCACGCAGGGUAGACAACCCAGCGCCCUCCAGUGGUUUCAAUAGCACUCUGGGUGCAUUUACACUGAAGAAUUAAUGCAGUUUGACACCACUUUAGCUGCCAUGGCUAUGGAAUCAUGGAAGUUGUUGUUUUACAAGGUCUUUAGUCAUCUCUGCCAAAAAAGUGCUCGUGCCUCACCAAACUACCACUUGCAGGAUUCCAUAGCAUUCAUCCACAGCAGUUAAAUUGACAUCAAACUGUAUUUAUUCUAUAGUGUAGAUGCAAACUAUGAAAACCUUAAGAUACUUCAGCCAAUGCUCAUGGCCGAUUAAAAUAGUAGACUAUCGACAACACAGUAGACUACCAGUUUGCCUGCCACUAUUGGAAUUGGAUCUGAAACUGUGCCUGGACUGCUGGUCACAUACCUGAAGCAUCUGAAAUGGGAAUCUGUUGUUGCAGAAUAAUGUGAUAUGAAUAAUCCAGUAUACAAAUCAUAAGCUCCACAAAUUAGUCUGUUACCAGAUAGCCCCAAGUUUAUUUCCAACAUACUUCCAUGGACAUGGGACUCUCCCGUCAGCAAGACCCAUUUUGGGCAUGAUUGCCUUUGCAAAACCAAAACAAUGGAUGUUUUCUAUUUAGUCUUUUUUUCAUUUUUGCUGAUUUGCCCCCUUCCUCUUUUUACUUCUAUAGAUACCGUAUGUGUAGCAUUCUACAGGCAUGCUGGGUAAAAAAAAUAUACUAUGCAAAUGUGUACAGUGUUGCAUGUUUUGCUAUCUCUCUGCUUUUAGUGGCUUUCAAGGAAAACAAAAGUGUUGUUAUUUUUGUGAGCCCAAAACAUCUAACAGAAGAAAAUGCAGACUGCAUGCUUACAGUAUCCUGAUUUCUAUGGAUUUGUUUUAUGGAAUUUAGAUGUAUUAAAACUGCAUUACCAACAAUUUUUAUACAAUAAAUGAAACAAAAAUUA
This is a messenger RNA of Anolis carolinensis (green anole), 17220 nucleotides long. It is a transcript of the gene cacnb4, whose product is annotated as calcium voltage-gated channel auxiliary subunit beta 4. Gene Ontology annotation, biological process: calcium ion transmembrane transport. The transcript has 14 exons. The record is from RefSeq and is a predicted model, not a curated record. Gene Ontology annotation, cellular component: voltage-gated calcium channel complex. Bases 160 to 1716 code for a protein of 518 amino acids. Gene Ontology annotation, molecular function: voltage-gated calcium channel activity; protein binding. Lineage: Eukaryota; Metazoa; Chordata; Lepidosauria; Squamata; Anolidae.